Molecule: messenger RNA, 1515 nt
Organism: Periconia digitata
Lineage: Eukaryota; Fungi; Ascomycota; Dothideomycetes; Pleosporales; Periconiaceae
Source: the annotation of a GenBank genome assembly
AUGGGACCCAGGAACAUUACUAUUUCCGAUCUGAAGUAUCCGGUCGCAAUUGCUUGUAUCUAUUACAUCAUUUCCAAGAUGCGUCUCCCCGCUUUGACUGAUGCGUUGGCAUCGUCGACAACAUCGUUGGCGAAGUUGUCACUCGGCAAGACACAGAAACACCGCGUGCUUGUUGUGGGAUGUGCUUAUGGAGGUGUAACUGCGGUCGUGAAUCUUCUCGAUCUGGAGAAAGGGCAAGCGAGGCAAUCAGUCUACCCUGGAGCGGAGUUUGGUGGAAAGAGAUGUCGGCGAGGUAUCGACAUUACGGUUAUUGACCAACGAGAUGGCUACUUUCAUUCAGUCGGCGCACCGUUGGCCCAUGUAGCUCCGUCUCACACAACAAAGAUGUGGAAGCGCUUCUCACGGUUGAAUGAACUUCAAAAUUCAAACCUUUCUUUCAAACAUGGCAGUGUAACUUCCAUAAAUCCAUCAUCUAAGAUAGCCACGUACCGGGAUCGCAGUGGUACAGAGCGCCAGCAAGAGUAUGACUACGUCAUCGUCGCAACUGGCCUGAAGAGGCAUUGGCCUGCAGUCCCCAAGUCUGGUUCUUAUGAAGAGUAUAUGCAAGAUGGGAAGAAAUUCAUCGCGAAGAUUGUUGGCGGCGACCCCGAGAAGCCUCAAGUUGGCAGAAGAGUAGUCAUCAUCGGCGCAGGGGCGGUAGGCAUUGAAUUUGCCGGCGAGAUCAAAAACUACUACCCACACAUCAACGUUACGCUCGUGCACUCGCGGUCCCAGGUCCUAUCAUCUGAGCCGCUCCCCUCAGAAGUGAAAGACCAGGUCGCAACUAUACUCGCCGAAGAAGGGGUAGACGUCGUUCUCGGCAACCGCGCUGCCAUCACCGAGCUUCCCUCCGGAGAAUUCGAAGUCAAGCUAGCAGAUGGACGAGUGCUCACCGCAGACUUCGUCAUCGAUUCAACGAAGAAAGGCGAGCCGACUACAGAAAUUAUACCUCCGCAGUGUUUGAACAAGGACGGCGAAAUAGAGGUCAAUGGAGAUUUAACAUUCAAGGCCGACAUUCCAAAUCGGGAAGCGCACUUUGGUGUUGGCGAUGUAAUCGCGUGGACCGGGAUUAAACGCGCGGGCUCGGCGAUGGUUAUGGGACAGGCGGCAGCACAGAAUAUCUUUGCGUCCAUUUUGAACGACGAAGCCGACCCCGCCUCCUCAUCAUCGUCUGCUGGUGAAGCUGUUUCUGCUUCCCCUCCGUACAAGUUCACAGAGCUGCCUUCCUGGCCCGCUGUUAUUGGUAUCGCGGUUGGAAAACAGUGCCUGACAUACGACAAGACCAACGGAAUGAAGUUCGGCGUUGAGGUUAUGCAAGGGUAUUUUCAAGAUGAUCUUGGAUGGUCGAGUAACCUGAAGUAUCUCGGGUUGUCAGAUAUGGUGGAUAUGAAAGAGAACGAAAAUGUUGACGCCAAGGAUGAUACAUGGGUAGAGAUCAGAGAAGUUGGCGUUGAAGAUGUCAGUGUCACCGCUUAG